AUGCUGCCCAGCAGAGGCGUCCUACGCUCCCUCCCCUCGAUGUCCCGGUCGCCCAGACGGCUCGGCGAUGGACGGCAGUUCGGAACCUCCCUCCGAAGCAGCGGCGCGCCGUGGACCGCCCUGAGGCCCGCCAACUCCAGACUGAGUGGCGGCCUUGCCGGCACAGUAGCCAUCGGCGGCUCCCUCGAGACGAGACGAGCCCUCUCCCUCUGGUACUCCAAGCCUGCGGAAACGACACCGACACCGACAACAGCAGCUCCCGCGCAAACCCCCGUCGAACCCGCCGCCGCUAUCAACGACGCCUCCGCCUCCGUACCCGUCUCUGAGCCGGUCCUCGCCGAUGCCGCCGAUCUCGCCACCCCCUCGAGCUCCAUCCCCGACCUCGACGCCGCCGCCCUCCUCGACCUCCCUGAACAGAUCGGCUUCCUCAAGACCCUCGGCCUCGACUUCGGCUGGGGCCCCUCGAGCGUCAUGCAGUGGGCCUUUGAGCACAUCCACGUCUACUCUGGCCUGCCCUGGUGGGGCUCCAUCGCCGCCACCGGCAUCCUCCUGCGCCUCGUCAUGUUCAAGCCCCUCCUCAUGGCCCAGGAGACAUCGGCCCGCAUGCAGAAGCUGCAGCAGAACCCCAAGUACGAGGAGGUCCGCAAGGGUGUGCAGGAGGCCAUGUCCCGCGGCGACACGGCCGCCAUGACCGAGAUGCGCCGGGACCUGUCCGUCAUGAACAAGAACGCCGGCGUGAACCCUCUCAAAGGCCUCUGGGGUCUCCUUCAGAUCCCCUUCGGGUACGGCAUGUUCCGCGUCCUGAACGGCGCCGCCGCCAUCCCCGUCCCCGGAAUGGAGACGGGCGGCUUCCUCUGGGUCUCGGACUUGACCGUGUCUGACCCCCUCUUCCUCCUCCCCAUCGCCGGUCCGUUAGCCAUGUUCGCCAUGGUCAAGCUCGGCUCCCGUUACGCCACGCCACAGGCCAAGGCCCAGCAGAAGCUGAUGAUGUACAUCCUCGGCCCCAUCUCCGUCAUCUUUACCGCCUACCUCCCCGCCGGCGUCCAGUGGUACUUCUUCGUUGCCGGUGCCGUCGGCGUGUUUCAGAAUUGGCUCUUCAACAUGGCCGGCUUCCGCAAAUUCUUCGGCCUCAUGCCCCUCUCGACCCCCACCACCGCCACCACCACCACGGCCGCCGCCAGCUCUGGCCUGACGUACCAGGCCCCUCGCGGCGCUGCCGCCGCGACACCCGCCGAGACAUCCGCCCAGGAUGGCAGCAUCAGCGGCGUCAUCAACAGCCUGAAGCAGACCGUCCACGACGCCAAGGGCGGCGCCGGGAACUACAUGGAGGCGAACCGCACCAAGGAGGAGGCCAACUACGCCAAGAAGUACGCCGAGCGGAGAGGCGAGCAGGAGAGGCAGAAGUUCUGGAGCGAGAUGCGGAAGAAAUGA
This is a messenger RNA of Colletotrichum graminicola M1.001, 1431 nucleotides long. Its product is annotated as YidC/Oxa1 family membrane protein insertase. Gene Ontology annotation, molecular function: membrane insertase activity. Gene Ontology annotation, biological process: protein insertion into mitochondrial inner membrane from matrix; mitochondrial respiratory chain complex IV assembly. Lineage: Eukaryota; Fungi; Ascomycota; Sordariomycetes; Glomerellales; Glomerellaceae. The transcript is spliced from 3 exons. The record is from RefSeq and is a predicted model, not a curated record. Bases 1 to 1431 code for a protein of 476 amino acids. Gene Ontology annotation, cellular component: mitochondrial inner membrane.